Molecule: messenger RNA, 1592 nt
Organism: Exaiptasia diaphana
Lineage: Eukaryota; Metazoa; Cnidaria; Anthozoa; Actiniaria; Aiptasiidae
Product: protein phosphatase 1K, mitochondrial
Exons: 2
Coding region: 31-1146 (371 amino acids)
Biological process (GO): protein dephosphorylation
Molecular function (GO): protein serine/threonine phosphatase activity; cation binding
Source: RefSeq, a predicted model, not a curated record
CGACGAUGAAUUGUAAAGACAGUAAACAAAAUGUGGCGGCGAAGUUUGAUGGUAUUAAGUCCRAAAUYACUAAGAAAUUGUACUGCGUGUAAUGUUAAAAACCUUAGAAGAGUUWUUCUAUCUCAGGAUGUUAUUUUAAAGCGUUUUUCGGCGACRCAAGCGAAUGUUAACAACAACGAAAAUCCCAAAACUCUUCGUCUUUGGAGCGAUAGUGGAGGGGAUGAUGUCGAUUCUAGUCCUUUCGACGAUCUUGGAGCGUGGCAUGAAGCAGAAGCGAAAUCAUUUCUUCAUAACGUUGCAGUAGACAAAGUAGGGGCCAGUACUAAUGAAGGAAAAAGAACUUACAACGAAGAUCGCUUCCAAAUCCUAGAGCUUGACCCCGACUUUUACUACUUCGCAAUAUUCGAUGGACACGGUGGUUCUGAAACUGUGGACUUUGCUCAGAACCAGUUGCAUAAGAUAAUUCAAAGACUUCAUCGACAAAAUAAAGACUUAGAAAAAGUUUUAGUUGAAGCCUUUGAAGAGUGUGAUCAYGAACUUAAGAAACAUAUAAAGUGGCUUGUCGAUGAGCAAGGAUGUGAUGAGUCAGUUGGAAGAAGCGGCACUACAGCCACAGUAACUCUUCUGAGAGAUGGCACAGAGCUGGCUGUAGCAAGUGUAGGAGAUAGCAGAGCACUACUCGGCCGGAAUGGAGAAACAAUUUGCCUUACAAACGAUCAUCAUCCAACCAGAAAGGAUGAGCARGAAAGAAUAAAAGCCCACAGCGGCUGGAUAGACAAGAACUUCUCAAUUCCUCGAGUUAAUGGCAGACUUGCCAUGACAAGAUCUCUAGGUGACUUUGACGUUAAACCUUACGGUGUCAUUCCAACGCCGGARACAGUKUUGCUAAAAAUAGACCACCAGAAUGAUGCRUUCUUGGAAUUACAUACUGAUGGGGUGUCCCAUGUUAUGUCUGGGAAUGAGAUUGGUUUCAUAGUGCGUAUGUGUUCAGAUCCUCAAGAAGCAACAAAUUCAUUGACCUCCUGUGCACUGCAGUAUGGUGCUGAAGACAAUGUUACCUCCGUUAUUGUGCCUUUAAGAGCUUGGAGGAAGUUUUGUGCACAAAAUGUCACCAAAAAUAAUAUCAUGAGGAUUAACUGCAUCUAAUAAUUAAAUUGUACCAGAAACCAGCUAUAAGGGACUUGAACCUUGUAACGCCUGGACAUUUCCUUAGUACCAAGUGUCGGAAURUUCAAAGCUCAUUAAAAAUUCAAAAACAAACGUUGUGACCAUAUUUGGAAAAUUCUGCUGUUGGAUAAGAGAUUUAAGGCCCGUUCUGGUUGGCUAGGGUAAAUUUAAUUGUUCCAAAUAUGGUCAAAUAAGGAAAUGAGAUGCAAAUCAGAUUUGAAUAUUCCAACGGUUGGCACGGCAUUACAAGUUUCAAGUCCCUUAUACAGGGCUCGAAAUAACAGCCAGUCAAAGGACAAUGUCUUUCCAAAUUUGCUAGAUGACCAGCCAAAUCGGGUUUUGAAAGGACAAAUUGACCUGCCACAUUUUUAGACAAAUCAAUUCUCAAUUCGCUAAAUAAAUCUUUUUUACAAGCCAUUAAAAUG